Acanthosepion pharaonis is the source of this 954-nucleotide messenger RNA. The record is from the annotation of a GenBank genome assembly. NCBI's taxonomy places the organism in Eukaryota, Metazoa, Mollusca, Cephalopoda, Sepiida, Sepiidae.
AUGUCUGUUCGCAUCUAUCUAUCUAUCUAUCUAUCUAUCUAUCUAUCUAUCUAUCUAUCUCAGUCUGUUCAUCUAUCUAUCUAUCUAUCUAUCUAUCUCAUUUUCUUUCUUUCUUUCUUUCUUUCUCGAUCUGUUCUUAUCUAUCUAUCUAUCUCGAUUUGUCCCUAUCUAUCUAUCUAUCUAUCUAUCUAUCUAUCUAUCUAUCUAUCUAUCUAUCUAUCUAUCUAUCUAUCCGAGCCUGUCCGUAUCUAUCUAUCUAUCUAUCUAUCUAUCUAUCUAUCUAUCUAUCUAUCUAUCUAUCUAUCUGUAUUUUCGUUAUCUAUCUAUCUAUCUAUCUAUCUAUCUAUCUAUCUGUAUUUUCGUUAUCUAUCUAUCUAUCUUCUCAUACCUAUUUAUCUUUCUGUUUCAAUCUAUUCAUAUCUAUCUAUCUAUCUGUAUUUUUAUUAUCUAUCUAUCUUCUCAUAUCUAUUUAUCUGUCUAUUUCAAUCUAUUCAUAUCUAUCUACAUAUCUAUCUAGCUAUCUCUCGGUCUUGUCAUAUCUAUCUAUCUAUCUAUCUAUCUAUCUUCUCAUUAUCUAUCUAUCUAUCUAUCUAUCUCUAUCUAUCUGUAUUCUCAUAUCUAUCUAUCUAUCUAUCUAUCUAUCUAUCUAUCUAUCUAUCUAUCUGUUUCAGUCUAUUCAUACUCUCUCUUGGUCUUGUCAUAUCUAUCUAUCUAUCUAUCUAUCUAUCUAUCUAUCUAUCAUCUAUCUAUCUAUCUAACUUAUUAACUAACUUUCUGUUUCAGUCUAUCUAUCUAUCUAUCUAUCUAUCUAUCUAUCUAUCUAUCUUAUCUCCUUUAAUAUUAUUUCUUUUUCCCGUUGUGAAUGUUCAAUUUGCCUAUUUUAUUUCUUUCCCUCUUUGGCAUUUGUAUAUUCUUCGCGAGAGAAUGCACAAAAUGAAAAUGCAAAAAGGGUGA